GGUGCUACUGCCUACUAGUAGAGCAUACGCACACACGACACACCCUCCUGCCUGCCAUUACAAACCACCCACCAUUUUCGUACACCACGCGAGAUCAGGGCACCCGGCCCAGGCCAGCCUCCCCCAGCUCCACCACGGGACCAAGAAGCUCGAGGGCAGCCAUGGCCGGCGCCUCCGCCAGCAGCACCCGCAAGGGCGGCAUCAAGGCCUACUGGAAGCACCGCGGGUACGACCGCCUGGACGCGGCCGCCGCGCAGCGCCGCCCGGCCCUCGCCACGGCCGAGCUCGGCGCCGGGGGCGGGGAGGCGACCGCGACCGCGGGCCGUCGGCGCGGGUGGCGCGUGCGGCGCCGCGGCCUCGGGCGGCGCCUUCUGCGCGCGCUCUCGCCGCGGCGGCUGCUCUCGCGGCUCCGGGACGCGUACGUGAGCGCCAUGCUCCGGCUCGCGUCCUCCGCCGCCGUGGGCUACGGGAGCGCUCCCUUCUGCGCCGCCCCCGAGCCCUUCGCGCGGCCGCGGCCGCUCAAGGAGUACGAGGAGAAGGUGCUGGUGGAGAUGUACCGCUCCAUCCUGGCCCGCGGCGGCGUCAUUCCUCUCUCCGGCGACGCCUCCCUGGUGGUCAGCCCCGCCCCGCUGCCGGCCACGGCCACCGUGGCCUGAGCGCCCACACCGGUCGACUGAGCGCGGCCCGGACGCUAGCUUGUCACGCCAUUUGCACCUUCGUCUCGCCGCGCAGAACUCGUGAACUGUACUAGCACCAUCUACUAGCGUGUAUGUUGGAAUUUCUGCGGUACUACGUCUUGCUGCAAUUUGCAAAAUGGUCUACCUACGUGAUUGCUCAAGUGAUCUUCCGUUU
Triticum dicoccoides is the source of this 852-nucleotide messenger RNA. RefSeq lists its product as uncharacterized. The record is from RefSeq and is a predicted model, not a curated record. Lineage: Eukaryota; Viridiplantae; Streptophyta; Magnoliopsida; Poales; Poaceae. The transcript has a single exon. Bases 162 to 656 code for a protein of 164 amino acids.